AUGUCUACCAACGAUAAGAAACAGACUGGUCUUGCCCGUUUGCUUGGAUCUGCCUCUGCAGGUAUGCUCGAGAUUGGUGUUUUCCACCCAGUGGAUACCAUCUCGAAGAGAUUAAUGACGAAUCACACCAAGAUUCUCAACACAACUGAAUUGAACCGUGUUAUUUUCCGUGAACACUACCAGGUGCCUCUCUCCAAACGUGUUUUCACACUUUUCCCGGGUCUUGGGUAUGCAGCAUGCUACAAAGUCCUUCAAAGAGUUUACAAAUACGGUGGUCAACCAUUUGUCAAUGAAUUUUUGAACAAAAACUACAAGGCAGAUUUUGACAAUGCUUUUGGUUCCAAGACCGGUAAGGCAUUGAGAUCCGCUACCGCAGGUUCUCUAAUUGGUAUUGGUGAAGUUUUCCUAUUACCAUUGGACGUUUUGAAGAUCAAAAGACAGACAAAUCCAGAAGCAUUCAGAGGCAGAGGAUUCUUAGGAAUUUUGAAGGAUGAAGGUCUUUUCAACCUUUACAGAGGUUGGGGUUGGACUAUGGCAAGAAAUGCCCCCGGUUCAUUUGCCCUAUUCGGUGGUAAUGCUUUUGCAAAGGAAUACGUCCUAGGUAUCAAGGAUUAUUCCCAAGCAACCUUUGCCCAAAAUUUUGUCUCUUCCAUUUGUGGUGCAUGCGCAUCUCUGGUGGUUUCAGCUCCAUUAGAUGUGAUUAAGACUAGAAUUCAGAACAGAAGUUUCGAUAACCCAGAAACUGGUAUUACCAUCUUGAAGAACACUUUGAAAAACGAAGGUAUUACAGCUUUCUUUAAGGGUUUGACUCCAAAAUUGUUAACUACUGGUCCAAAAUUGGUUUUCUCAUUUGCUCUAGCCCAAUCUUUUAUCCCUAUGUUUGAUAGACUAUUACAGAAGAACUGA
Messenger RNA from Zygosaccharomyces rouxii, 906 nucleotides. RefSeq names its product Ggc1p (gene GGC1). The coding region runs from base 1 to 906 and encodes 301 amino acids. The record is from RefSeq and is a predicted model, not a curated record. Gene Ontology annotation, cellular component: mitochondrion. The transcript has a single exon. NCBI's taxonomy places the organism in Eukaryota, Fungi, Ascomycota, Saccharomycetes, Saccharomycetales, Saccharomycetaceae. Gene Ontology annotation, molecular function: guanine nucleotide transmembrane transporter activity.